This is a messenger RNA of Letharia columbiana, 525 nucleotides long. RefSeq lists its product as uncharacterized. The transcript has a single exon. The record is from RefSeq and is a predicted model, not a curated record. Lineage: Eukaryota; Fungi; Ascomycota; Lecanoromycetes; Lecanorales; Parmeliaceae. The coding region runs from base 1 to 525 and encodes 174 amino acids.
AUGAAAGCCCAAACCCUCGCCCUCGCCCUCGCCCUCUCCGCACCCCUCGCCUCCGCCUACCAAGGCAAAAUGACCAACUACCAAGUUUCCGCCGGUCUAACCUCCUGCGGAACGACGCACGCCGACUCGGAAAUGGUCGUCGCCCUCUCCCUCUCCCUGAUGCAGCAAGGCUGGCCCGGCAACCCAAACGACAACCCCAUGUGCAACACCUACAUCAACAUCUGGAACCCCGACACGCAGGUCCUGACCCAGAACGUUAAAGUCGUGGACUCCUGCCGCGGCUGCGCCAUGUACGAUAUCGACGCCAGCAAUGCCGUCUUCGCCGCCGUGGCAGAUCCGGCCCUGGAUCACGGAAACGGCUGGGAGAUUGUCGAUUGGGGAGGAAACGGAGUCGGCGGGAAACGUGAUUUGGGCCUCGAGACGUUGACGGUCGGGCCGGUGGGGAAGCGGGAGCCGCAUCAUCCGCAUGCUAAGGUGGCGAGGGAGGAGAAGGGUGAUGGCGAUGAUAGCCAGAUGGCCGGGUGA